ACGUCAGGAGGAUAUUGCAGUGGCAGUGGUGCCAGGGACAGCAUAUAUAGAGGCGGGGGUGCAUCACCAGGUCACUCGCACUCUUCAGAGGCAGUGGGACGAACACUUGCUUGGAAGAGAGGGACAUGGGGAAACAAACAAUGUCGAAAACUGGAAUUUCCGUGAAGGGCGGCGUGGCCUCCAUGAAGAGCCCGCGGACUGUGGCGAUGGUAGCCGCUGCCGCCACCGUGGGACCCCUCCUCCUGUUGGCUUUCACCACCACCCUGACACAAUCCCUGCAGCAGGCUUGGGGCGCCUCGGGGGUCUUCUGGCAGAGGCAAUUCGAUAAAGUGCUGGUCGCUGGAGGACACGACUUCAUGAAACUCUUCGUCUUCGGCACGGCGACCAUUGGCUACCUCAUGUACUGGCUGCCCGGCGCCCUCUUCAUACUGCUCGACCUUUGCCUUUGGCCUGAGGCAGUGCGCCAGUACAAGGUGCAGCCAGGGACCAACGAGCCUGUGUCCACCUGGUCCCUCAUUAAGUGCCUGCUGGUGGUGAACUUCAACCACAUCGUGCUGGGUUUGCCCUUCCUGUGGGGGUGCUACCACGUGAUGGUGCUGAGGGGCGGGGACCUGACGCCUGUUCUCCCCUCCCUGCCGCGGGUCGUCUUUGAUAUUGUGGUGUCUCUGAUACUGAAGGAGAUUGUCUUCUAUUAUUUGCACAGGUUGUUCCACCACCGCCGCCUCUACAAAUACAUCCACAAGAUCCACCACGAGUGGCAGAGUCCCGUGGCCGUGAUGGCCGACUAUGGCCACCCUCUGGAACACAUCUUCGUCAACAUGUUCCCUGUCCUGCUCGGUCCCCUGGUGCUCGGCUCCCACCUCGUUACCAUCUGGCUGCUGGCGUCCCUGGCCUCCACCGGCACCAUCCUCAACCACUGCGGCUACCACCUGCCCCUGUUCCCCUCGCCGGAGUUCCACGACUACCACCACCUCAAAUUUACCGAAUGCUAUGGCAACCUGGGCCUUCUGGACUAUCUACACGGGACUGAUCGUAAAUUCCGACAGUCCGCCAACUUCCUGAGGCAUCAGACCCUGUACGGCCUGAAGCCCCUCACGCAGACCUUCCCCGGGACCAAAACAGCGACUGCCAAUGGCGUCAACGGCAAGAUAAAGAAACACUAGUGAUCAUGCUAAGUCUUCACUCGCGCGGCAACUGGCACGCGAAAAAUUCCAGUCAUUGGGUGUUUUUUAUAACGCUGAAUUGAAGUAUUUAUUUAUAUUAUAGUGAUACAGUAAAAUGAGUUUUAUGUAACAGAAUGAAAAUGACGAAAAGGUAAAAAUGCUGGGAUAUACUCGUAUGCGCUAAUAUUUAUUAAAAUGUAUUUUAUGACACACACACACACACACACACACACACACACACACACACACACACACACACACACACACACACACACACACACACACACACACACACACACAUACAUGCAGAC
This is a messenger RNA of Scylla paramamosain (green mud crab), 1474 nucleotides long. RefSeq names its product fatty acid hydroxylase domain-containing protein 2-like. Gene Ontology annotation, biological process: sterol biosynthetic process. The transcript has 8 exons. The coding region runs from base 126 to 1163 and encodes 345 amino acids. Lineage: Eukaryota; Metazoa; Arthropoda; Malacostraca; Decapoda; Portunidae. Gene Ontology annotation, cellular component: endoplasmic reticulum membrane. Gene Ontology annotation, molecular function: iron ion binding; C-4 methylsterol oxidase activity. The record is from RefSeq and is a predicted model, not a curated record.